Trichoderma atroviride IMI 206040 is the source of this 857-nucleotide messenger RNA. RefSeq lists its product as uncharacterized. Lineage: Eukaryota; Fungi; Ascomycota; Sordariomycetes; Hypocreales; Hypocreaceae. The record is from RefSeq and is a predicted model, not a curated record.
UCAAGUUCCAUCGCUCCUGGUGAUACCAGAAGGAGAAAAACCACAUUGCGCGCGAUAAGGCGAAUGUCAGCACAGCUUCAGCUCCGGAUUGCGAGACAUCACUCACGACCAACUAAAUAAACAGCCUCAAGCAUUCUUCCAAGCUGAACAACGUUGCUUUUGCCACUCCGCAGCAAGUCUCUCCAUUAUCGCCGAGACGCUCCAAGCGCAUCGCAACCAUGGCGCCUAGACAAGAAGUCGCCGCUGCAUCACCGAGCACUACACGCCGCCUGAGGCUCCAAGCUGAGCAGCCCUUUCGGCGAAACCGAAUUUCCCGCCGGAGGGCCCAGCCGCUCUCGAAAAAGACCAUCCAGUACAUUACAGCUCUCUCAGAGGGGUGUGUGUCUUCAAUGAAAGAAGAGACGGAUACAGAGACCGAAACCGAAACUGAGGCUGAGACGCGGUGGGAGCGAAGCACUCGUGGAGAUGCAAAGACUCUUUGGGUCGAGCAGCUGUACCGCUAUGAGGAGCUGUGAGGCUGAGCAGCUACGAUGAUUGAUUUCUAUUUUGAUUUGUGCGAGAAAUGUUUUAAACGAGUGAAAAAGAGCGUGAAAAGAGCGUGUAUCUGGGUACAAAUGGGUGCCAUGUCAGGUAAGAUGAAGGCUGGCUGUCUAAGAGUUUAGCUGAUCGAGCAAUCGGGCGAUGAACGCUGAAUGACCAGUACUUGGGUUUUCUUUCUCUACUGUCUUUAUUUUUUUAGGAAUUUGUAUUAAAACUGAAUAUUAACGAAUGAUGACUCAAAUAUAGUUGUUACUGCCACAAUGUUGGCCUUGCUGCCGUUUCAUCCGAGUGUACAUCUGUGUCUUGAGUUUGCAUCU